AUGGGUGGCGAUUCGACCCCCGGGAAACAUUCUCCUUCAGGGUCUGUGAGAAUGAUCGAGAAGCAGAAUUUGUGGGUUUCGCCAUCCUAUGUUAUGAAUCAUUUUGGAACCAGUGGAGUUUCCGUUGCUACUGCGACUGGCAUUACUCACCCUUUAGAUGUUCUCAAAGUUAGGCUGCAGAUGCAACUUGUUGGUCAGAGGGGUCCAUUAACUGGGUUGGGAGGACUUUUUCUUCAAGUUGUGAAAAAUGAAGGUCCUAGGUCACUGUAUUUGGGAUUGGCACCUGCAUUGAUGAGGUCAGUGUUUUAUGGAGGUCUCCGCUUAGGCUUGUAUGAACCGUCAAAAUAUGUAUGUGAAUUGGCUUUUGAGUCCACCAAUAUCUUGGUGAAGAUUGCGUCUGGAGCAUUCUCUGGUUCCCUUGCCACUGCACUGACCAACCCUAUGGAAGUUCUAAAGGUGAGGUUACAGAUGAAUCCAAACUCUAGCAGAGGACCACUUGGUGAAAUGCGGAAAAUAACUUCAAAGGAGGGAAUAACUGCUCUUUGGAAGGGGGUUGGCCCUGCUAUGGCUAGAGCUGCUGCUUUGACUGCAUCACAGCUGGCAACAUAUGACGAAUCCAAGCAGGUUUUGACAAUGUGGACACCUCUUGAAGAAGGAUUUUAUCUGCACUUAACCGCAAGUACAAUUGCAGGCGCAGUAAGCACCAUUAUAACAGCACCCAUCGACAUGAUUAAAACACGUCUCAUGUUGCAGCAAGAAUCAAGAAGCCUUGGAGCCUAUAAGAAUGGAUUCCAUUGCGCGUACCAGGUCCUGCUUAAAGAAGGUCCCAAAGGACUUUACAAAGGGGGUUUUGCAAUGUUUGCAAGAUUGGGUCCACAGACUACAAUCACCUUCAUACUCUGUGAGAAGCUGCGGGAGCUUGCUGGAUUGAAAGCAAUCUAG
Messenger RNA from Ilex paraguariensis (yerba mate), 942 nucleotides. Lineage: Eukaryota; Viridiplantae; Streptophyta; Magnoliopsida; Aquifoliales; Aquifoliaceae. The record is from the annotation of a GenBank genome assembly.